AUGUCGGCAGGCCUGCAGGAUAAGCUGUCACCUGGCGCGAUGCACGCGUGCCGCAUCGCCGCAGUGCUGCCGCAGCAGGGCGACCAGCAACUGUUUGCGUCAGUGUUUGCGUCGGGCACCAGCGUGUAUUGGCACAGCGCGCAGGCUGCCGGCUGCAUCAGCGGCCGCGUGGGGAAGGAGGGGGUCGUGAUCCCAGCGCGUGCAGCGGGCACGCCGGCGCAGCGGCUGGGGGAGCUGCGGCACGCGGGCGAGGUGCAGAGCCUGGCCGUGCGGCAGCUGGAGGAAGGCCGCCUCAUGCUCGCAACAGUGGACGCAUACGGCCGCGGCACGCUGUCCCGCAUCGCGAUCGAGCAGCAGCAAGCGGCGCCGACGUCGGCGCUGGCGGACGCAGCCGCGGCGGACGGGGGCGAGCCGCUGCUUCUGCAGCCGGCGGCGGGGGCGAGGGUCGAGGAGGGCGGCUGGGCGGGCGUCGCCUUCAGCCGCGCGGGGCCGCUGGCGCUCGCCGCCGCCCGCGGCUUCGCGCGCGACGUCGCGGUGUACGAGGGCGCGGCGCGCGUGAGGACGCUGCGGGCGUCGGCACAGCCGUACGCGAUAGAGUUCUUGCCAGCAGGCCUGGCCGGCGGCGGCGCGGCCGCGCUGGCGCUGGCAGAGACGCACGUGGUGCGCGCCCCCGGCCCGGCGAGCGGGCCGGCGCUCGGGCUGCGCGCGUCGCGACGCCGGGGAGGCGCGGUGUCGAUCUGGGACGUGCGCGCGGGCGAGCGCGGCGGCUGUGUGCAGCGCGUCGCGGCCGCUGCGCCUGGCAGCCCGCUGUACGCCCUGGGCUGGUGCGAGGCGCAGGGUGGCCUGCUGGGCGCGGCCGGGGCGGAGCGGGCGGUGCAGAUGAUUGACCCACGCAGGUGGCGGUGCACGGACAAGUGGACGGGCGCCACGCGGCAGGCUGUGCACCACAUAUCGUUCCUGGAGUCAAAUCCAUUGUACGUGUGCGCCUCUGGGCUGGACUCGGAAGUGGUCUGUGGCAGCUGGGGCAAGCCACCGCCGCCCGUCGCCGUGCGGCCCUACGGGACCGCGGCGGUGCACGCCGCCGCCACUGCCGCCGCCGCAGAGGCCCCCGCCGCGGCGGCCGCAGCGCCACGCCCGCCUGCGGCUGAUGACGAGGACGGGCCGCGGGCAGGCGGGGGCGCGUUCUCUUUCAGGGGUGACGCGCGGUGGCUCGGGGUGACCAAGGCUGCAGGCGCUGACGUGCUCGCUGGCCUGUCGGCGUCCGGCGCUGUGGUUUAUGCGCAGAUUGCAAGGGGUGCAGCGGCGGGGCAGCCGGAGGGGCCCGGCGCAGCGGCGGGGCAGGCAGGGUGA
This is a messenger RNA of Monoraphidium neglectum, 1350 nucleotides long. RefSeq lists its product as hypothetical. Gene Ontology annotation, molecular function: protein binding. Lineage: Eukaryota; Viridiplantae; Chlorophyta; Chlorophyceae; Sphaeropleales; Selenastraceae. The transcript has 6 exons. The record is from RefSeq and is a predicted model, not a curated record. The coding region runs from base 1 to 1350 and encodes 449 amino acids.